AUAUAUAUAUACACACACACACAUCAUAUCAUAUCACAUUAUCCUAUACAUAAAUAUAUAAAUGUGAACAUUCGCCUUCAUAUAGCAAUACACACAAACACAAAAAUACAUAUAUUCCUUUAUUGGCGUUCGUGUUCGGAUUGCAGAUCUCCAGAUUCAACCGAAGGAUCAAUUGAUUGCGCGAGAAACUGUAAAUAGGAAUUCAAGCUUCGUUAUUGAGAUUUUUGGCUUACAUUGAACUGUUUGCAUUUUCAUUGACGGAGGAGCAUUUGAGUGUGUUGCUGUUUGGAGGAAGUUGAAUGUAGAUAAUAGUUUUUUUGAGCUACAGUAUGGACGAUAGAGGAGGAUCGUUCGUAGCCGUGAGGAGGAUGUCUCAAGGACUUGAAAGAGGAAAUACUUGUCAUACAACUUCUGCGGAGGUUGUGGCAGGAUCAGCAGCAUGGCUUGGCAGAGGCCUUUCAUGUGUUUGUGCUCAAAGGAGAGAGAGUGACGCUCGUCCAUCAUUUGAUUUAACUCCGUCCCAGGAGGAAUGUUUGCUAAGGCUACAAAACCGUAUAGAUAUUCCAUAUGAUAGUUCAAUCCCUGAGCAUCAGGAAGCUUUAAAAACUUUGUGGAAAGUUGCCUUUCCUGAGGAAGAACUUCGUGGUUUGAUAUCUGAACAAUGGAAGGAAAUGGGCUGGCAAGGAAAAGAUCCAUCUACUGACUUUAGGGGUGGUGGAUUUAUAUCACUGGAGAACUUGUUAUAUUUUGCGAAGAAUUUCCCGAGAUCUUUCCAGGAUCUUCUCCGAAAGCAGGAAGGUGAUAGAGCAAUUUGGGAAUACCCGUUUGCUGUUGCUGGAGUCAAUAUCACAUUUAUGCUUAUCCAGAUGCUUGAUCUGGAAGCUUUAAAACCCAGAAAUCUGGUGGGAGCUACUUUCCUGAAGUUUCUUGCAGAAAAUGAAUCAGCAUUUGAUCUGCUAUAUUGCAUGACAUUUAAGCUGAUGGAUAAUCAGUGGCUUGCCAUGCGCGCAUCAUAUAUGGACUUCAAUGCAGUCAUGAAGGCUACUCGUCGUCAAUUAGAAGGAGAGCUUCUGCAAGAAGACAUAACACGGCUAGAAGAUUUGCCCUCAUACAGCCUUCUUAGUCGAUAGUGUUUUUAGGCAUGACUUUUAAGAAAAUGAGAAUGGCUUACGUAUGCAUGUUUUGUGGCAUUUAUUGUUGUUGUUACGUAGUAGCUUUCAAUGGUGGGUGUUACUUUGUAGAAGUCACCGGAGAGGGAAAAUGGGGAUUAUACAGUGCCCGAACAUGGUAAUGUUAGAGCAAGUACAAUGUUACCCUUGUUUCUUGAAUUUGGAAAGGGUCAGACCUGGUGAUUGAUCUCAGUGGUGGCAGCUGGGGUUCAAA
Molecule: messenger RNA, 1383 nt
Organism: Capsicum annuum
Lineage: Eukaryota; Viridiplantae; Streptophyta; Magnoliopsida; Solanales; Solanaceae
Product: ELMO domain-containing protein A
Source: RefSeq, a predicted model, not a curated record